AUGACAUUUCUUGAAGUUGCUAAAAGAUGCUUGCAUGAUGAACCAAAUAAACGGCCUACAAUGGCUCAAGUUGUGGUACAACUUGAGUCUGCACUGGAGCAGCUGGAAAGCUCAAAAUCUUCUGCUCCAGAGAUAGCCUGUUCUGAUAGUGUCGUGUCUUGUGCUGGGGAAACUCUCCAUUCAAUUAGCGCCGAGAUAGAAGAAAAGUCCUCUGUGGAUGAGCAGAAUAUGCCACUCUCUCUUUCUGAAAGAAGCAAAAUGGUUCAGAAUGCUGAGCCAUCCGGCAGAGAAGCACAAGUGUAUAAGAGAAACAAAACUGCUUAUAAGCUACCACGGUUUUUGCCAUGGAAUGCAUUAUGGAAAAGGGCAAACAUAACAAAGAAAAGCCAAUUAUCAAUACCAGAAUAUUUUGGAGAGGAAGUUGAAUCGCAUAGAUUUGAUCUGGCUACAAUUGCAGCUGCAACUAAUAACUUUUCGCUUCCAAAUGAAAUUGGAGCAGGUGCAUUUGGUACUGUUUAUAAGGGUCUGUUAUCUACAGGACAGGAAGUAGCUGUUAAAAGGCUUUCAUCAAAUUCCUACCAAGCCGACAGUGUUCUUAAAAAUGAGGUUCUUUUGCUUUCCAAACUUCAGCAUCCAAACCUCAUUAAACUACUUGGAUAUUGUCUUCAUGGACAAGAAAGGAUGCUUGUAUAUGAGCUCAUGGAGAAAAAAUCUCUAAAUGCUUACCUAUUUGGUGAAACAAGACAUAAACUUGGAUGGACCAUACGUUUCGAAAUCGUUAUUGAUAUUGCUCGUGGAAUUCUUCAUCUUCAUCAAGAUUCAGGAUUGAAAAUUAUUCACAGAUGUAUCCAAGCAAGUACUAUUUUACUCAACAAAGAGAUGAAGCCUAAAAUUUCAGCUUUCGGUAUAGCUAGAACUUUAGAAGAACAUCAAACUGAAACGAGUACGUCAAGGAUUUUUUGUUCAUAUGGUUAUAUGUCUCCCGAAUAUAUUAUGGAAGGUAUAUUCUCAGUUAAGUCAGACGUGUUUAGUUUUGGAGUUCUUGUCCUAGAGAUUGUGAGUGGAAGAAGCAUUAGUACUUUUCCUGACCUUAUGUAUUGUGACUGGAAGACGUGGAACGGAGGAAAAGCAUUAGAAUUAUUAGAUAAAUCAAUGAAGGGUGAGUUUCCAGCAGAUGAAGCAUUAAGAUGUAUCCAAGUUGGACUUUUAUGUGUCCAAAAACGACGAGAUGAUCGACCAACAAUGCAAUCAGUACUUGAGAUGUUGGAAGGAGAAGUUCCGUUGUUUCCACAACCAUUACCACCACCAAUGUUGAAAAUGAAACAUACUCAGUUUGAUGAUGAGGACUUAGAUCGACUCAACCAAUGAUGUAACUAUUACAACGUUAAAGUGUCGGUAGAAAGCAUGUCCACAAGACUGCAACCUUUUUGUUCUGUUUUUGGGGUGUCUUUCAUUUGAUUAUCAACAAAGAAAUAUUAUUAAUCUUAUGAAGCUGUUUCAUAUU
Messenger RNA from Olea europaea var. sylvestris, 1504 nucleotides. RefSeq names its product putative cysteine-rich receptor-like protein kinase 30. Bases 1 to 1368 code for a protein of 455 amino acids. Lineage: Eukaryota; Viridiplantae; Streptophyta; Magnoliopsida; Lamiales; Oleaceae. The record is from RefSeq and is a predicted model, not a curated record. Gene Ontology annotation, biological process: protein phosphorylation. The transcript is spliced from 6 exons. Gene Ontology annotation, molecular function: ATP binding; protein kinase activity.